AACUCUUGGCACAUUAUUUUCCUUUUCACUUGUUAUUUGAGACUAAAAUUUGUAAGGUUUGACUUUUUCUUUAUAAUGCAGAGGGCAAGAAAUAUAAUAUUUGCUAUGCAGCCUGCUCCAAUACAGAUUUCCUACAUGAAAAAUCUUGAUGUGUUGGACCCAAGCUGCCAACCCAAAAGAUCCACUUAUGGUUUACCAGAGGACAAAUUUAUUUUUGUAUCUUCCAACCAGCUUCACAAGACGGAUCUUGAUAUUUUCAGUACAUGCUGCAAUACCUUAAACGAGUACCAAACAGAUGCUCUUUGGCUUCUCAGAUUCCAGCUGCUGGCGAGAUGA
Molecule: messenger RNA, 336 nt
Organism: Morus notabilis
Lineage: Eukaryota; Viridiplantae; Streptophyta; Magnoliopsida; Rosales; Moraceae
Product: probable UDP-N-acetylglucosamine--peptide N-acetylglucosaminyltransferase SEC
Exons: 3
Coding region: 76-336 (86 amino acids)
Biological process (GO): protein O-linked glycosylation
Molecular function (GO): protein N-acetylglucosaminyltransferase activity
Source: RefSeq, a predicted model, not a curated record